Molecule: messenger RNA, 1016 nt
Organism: Spodoptera exigua (beet armyworm)
Lineage: Eukaryota; Metazoa; Arthropoda; Insecta; Lepidoptera; Noctuidae
Source: the annotation of a GenBank genome assembly
UGCCGAACUGCAUUGGCCAAACGAUAAUCUAGGAAUAAUUCAUUGAUAAUAUUACAACAAUAAUAAUCAAUGAAAAUAAAUUGAAAUUCACUAUUGUGUAAGAGAUAAUGUUGAUAGCAAAUACUGAAAAUUUGGUAUAAAUAGUCGACUGGGAGUAGCUCAGCUCAUUGGAGACUUGAAAGUCAAAAGUAUUUCAACAAUGGUGUCUGCUCGCUUCGCCACCCUCUUCCUGGCCGCAGGCCUCUGUGUCAGCGGAGUCCUCUCUGCCUCCCAGGCAAAAAUCGAGGACUUCCCAAGCAUAGCCCAGAUUGAGACAGGCGUUGGACGCGCAUGGCUUCAGACCUGCGUUGGUACCAUCAUCACCAACUUCCACGUUCUCACCGCUGCUCACUGCCUCGUCGGAACUGCCCUCAUUCCCCGCAUCAGCCGUGUGAGAGUCGGUGCUGAAGAGCGUGGUCGUGAUGGAGAAAUUUUCGCUGUCCAGAGCAUCAUCAGACACCCCGACUACAGCUUCAGAAGCUUCGACAACAAUGUCGGCAUCCUCCGCCUCCGUUCUUCUCUGACCUUCGACACCAACAUCCAAAUGGCUAGCAUCACUGCUGCCGGUCUUGUAUUCCCUGCUAAUGUUCCCGUUGUCCUGGCUAGCUGGGGACGUACCGCUCAAGAUGUCAUCUGGUCCGACCGUGACCUGUACAGCACCCAGCUAUACACCGUCGACCACAGCGCCUGCGUUGAAAAGUACGGCUCUCUCCUGCUCCCCAUUGAAGUGACCGACAACAUGAUCUGCGUCAGCUCCGCUGUUGCUACUGGUACUCACUUCGGAGUGAGAGACGGAGGUGCCCCCAUCUUCUACAACAAUAUCCUCGUUGGUUUCGUCUCCUUCGGCAGUCCUUACGGUGAAAACUACCCCGUGGUUGCCACCGGCGUGUCUCCAUACUCCGACUGGAUCGUCGAAAACGCUGUUUAAAUUAGAAAUAUUAUUUCUUUUUUACAAUAAAUAUUUUUGUCUUUCAAUA